AUGUUGAGGUCCGUCAGCAGAGAUAGUUUCACAACAUUAAUAGACCAGGACGACGAUAAUGAGAAUGACGAUUUGCAACUGCAGCAGCAUGAGAACACACAGGAACUUACAUCUGAUUUGAUCUCAUUGAUCUCACAAGAAACAUUGAUUAAUACCAGUAUCCAAAUCAUGAAUCGAAACAUAUCACAAUUCUACAAACACUAUGAAUUACCAUUAAUACUGAGUUAUUUGCAUACAGGGGUUAGUUUGUAUCUAAGUUUGCAGGAUCUUCUCGAUAACAAACCACCCAUCCUAACGAGAACACUGUCCAUGAUGAAUUUCAAUAAUUUAUUACGACGACCAUUUAGAAAUUCUUCAUUUUUGACUAUACACAAGCAUGACUACAUGAACAAUAAGUUUGAAUUUUGCCAUGUCGAUUUCAAAAUACACUCUAACCAUAUUACAUACUAUAUUUUGAAGUUCCCAACAUUAGAUAAAACAGUCUACUUAAUUAACAACAAUAGCUCUAAACCUACUGUUGAUUUCGAGUACAAAAAAACAUGCUUUAGGAUUACAGGUGUGACAGGUACAACUUCAGUGAUUGGAGUAUCACCAGAGAUAAAGUUAUAUGUAAUGAAUCCCAAUUCCAAGAAUUUAUUGACCUAUAAUACGACUGUAUCGAAUGGCAAAAAGCUCCAGAUAAAUAAUAGUUUGAGCAAAUUAGUUAAUAGUCAAGACCAGCCGCGAAUAAACGAGAUGUUGAAGAAUGAGAAGCCAGUAAUUAGCAUUCCCAUGGGCAGAUAUUUAGAUCAAGGGGAUGUCAAAUUGAAGCUCGACAGUAACAGUGCUACCAAGUCUAAACUGAACAUAAUAAAGCAUGGCGUAAUAAGAUUGUUUGAUUACCAGGACGAAGUAGGAGAUACUGGAAAUAAUGUGGUAAGUGAUGACAUGUUGGUGUUGUGCUGUGUAUUAUUAGUGUUGAGAGAGCAAGAAUACCGGAAAUUUAAAAGCGGUUAA
This is a messenger RNA of Candida albicans SC5314, 996 nucleotides long. RefSeq lists its product as uncharacterized. The record is from RefSeq and is a predicted model, not a curated record. The transcript has a single exon. NCBI's taxonomy places the organism in Eukaryota, Fungi, Ascomycota, Pichiomycetes, Serinales, Debaryomycetaceae. The coding region runs from base 1 to 996 and encodes 331 amino acids.